AGGCAAUUGAAACUGACCUAAAAGCUUCUCUUUCCAUAAUUCUAUAAAGUAGACCCGAUUAUUGUUGACUUAAGCAUCGGCGUGUCUACCCCGAGAAACCACCUCGAGGCUUUGUAGGUCAACCCGAAGAGAAGAUUUGGACUGAAGAAGAUCUCCUAGUUUGUUGCAAUUACAUUUGGCAUUGUUUGUGGGAAUUUGAAUUAAAACCUCUCUUGUUGCUUUUUCACCAUGGUCAACACUCGAUCCGUCCAAACUGGAAGUCGAGUUCAACUUCUUGGUCGAGGUCAAGCCCAACAACCAAAUAACUUUCCACCUCAUACCCUAAAUCUAUUUGCUCUUGUGGAACAUGCAGAAGAAGAUAGUUUAGAAAAGAUGGUGGUAGAACAGCGAGAUGCUUCACCUCUCCAGCAUAACACUACUUUAAUACCCCAUCCCUUGAACACCAACAUCACUUUGGAACCUUACCCUGUUGGUUUCAAAAUUCCUCAACUCGAGACAUAUGAUGGAACGAAGGACCUAGAUGCUCACCAACAUGCUUUCUACUCCUGUAUGCAAGCUCAGAAUGCCUCUGAUGCCUUGAUGUGCAAAAUUUUUCCUUCUACUCUUCGAGGUCUUAACCAUGAAAGAUUCAAUGAUAGUCUGAUUAAGCAUCCCUUUGCUACUUUUAACAAGAUUAAGAAUAAGAUGGAUUUGAGGCGACUAGGGCCGAUGAAAAGUUCUGCUGCCACAUGGGAUCACACUAGAUAUUGUGAUUUUCAUCAAGAUCAUGGUCAUACAAUGGAGGAAUAUAAUAGUUUGAGGUCUGAAUUAGAAAGUUUAGACCAGAAGGGCAUGUUGAAUGAAUACAUCCAGAAGACAAAGCAGCCUAAGUUUGUAAGGGAGCAGGGAUCGCAGCCACAGGGGUCCCGUAUCGUAGGAAAUAGGCAAGGAGUGGGAUUUCAGCAAGCUCCACCACCACUCCCACCACCAGUUAGGAUUAUUCAUAUGAUUACAAGGGGAUUGGAGCAUGUCCUUGUUGACACAGGUAAUGGACCAGAUAUCAUGUAUUAUCAUUAUUUUGAGAGUCUAGGGCUAGAUCUCACUCUGCUACAGAAGUAUGAUGGUCCUAUAUAUGGCUUCAACAACCAACCUGUUCAAGUUGAAGAGGUCUUUACCCUCAAUGUUACUUUUAGGAAUGGCUGAACUUAUGUGACUCUUUCCAUUCGGUUUUUGGUUGUCAAAAUGGCUUUGUCUUUCAAUGUUGUUAUUAGUCAACCUAUAUUAACAAAGAUCUGAGCAGUGGUCUCUCAAUCUUAUCUCUACAUGAAGUUCCUUACCCUUAUGGGAUAGCGACAUUGAAAGGCAAUCAAGAAGUAGUUAGGCA
Molecule: messenger RNA, 1363 nt
Organism: Rubroshorea leprosula
Lineage: Eukaryota; Viridiplantae; Streptophyta; Magnoliopsida; Malvales; Dipterocarpaceae
Source: the annotation of a GenBank genome assembly